UAAUAUUGUAUUAACUGCAGUAGUAACAUCAUGAAAAACUAUUUUUCUGAACAUGCGAUUGUCCCCGAGGAUGUCGCGGGAGUGCGAGUUCCUGGUGAUCGGUGGAGGUAUCGCUGGCGUCAGCUGCGCCGAGUCGUUGGCAAUUUGCCGACCCAAUGCCUCCAUUCUCCUGCUCACUGAGUCCAGCAUCGUGAAGAGUGUCACCAAUUUGGUGCCGGUGGCUCGCUAUCUGCACAAGUUCGACGUUCGGGAACAGGAUGUCUCCGAAAUGGGAGUUAGUUUCGAGACCCUAGUGGAUCAACUGGAACACAUCAGCAGCAGCGAGCACUGCAUCCGGACUAAAGCGGGUGUGAAGGUUAAGUAUCGCUAUCUGUGCCUCUGCUCUGGUGGAACACCCAAGCUCUUCUGCGGUCAAGUAGCAGAUCCCCAUGUCAUUGGCAUUCGGGACACGGACUCUGUACUGCAGCUGCAGCGAAAAUUGAGAACAGCUAAGGAUAUUAUGAUCUUGGGCAAUGGGGGCAUUGCCAGUGAGUUGGCCUACGAACUGAAGAAUAUAAAUGUCCAUUGGGUGGUUAAGGAUGCCCACAUCUCUGCCACAUUUGUGGAUCCGGGAGCAGCGGAGUUCUUUCACAUAGCCAUGAACGAAUUGAAGGAGCAAGAUUUCUCUCCAGUUACAGCUAUUAAGCGAAUGCGGUACAGUGAAGUGCUGCCCAAGGAGGAGACUAACAACCAUGGAGCUGCAUUGGGUCCGGACUGGCAUCGCACCUUCGAUUUGAGUGGAUCAGGUAAAAGGGAAGUGAAACGCCUACCGAAGAUCUAUUACAAAUCUCGCAUACACAGCGUGCAGGAUCUCGACGACCACGCAGGUGUUAUAGUUAAGUUGGAGCAUGAGGAUGGGAGCUUUGAGCAGUUGACCUGUGAUUUUAUUGUUUCCGCAACGGGAGUCUUGCCUAAUACCCACUACACCUGUGAUUCCCCACUUGAAUUUUCCUCAGAUGGUGGCAUAUGCGUGGAUGAAAUGAUGCGUACCAAUCUGGUUGAUGUCUUUGCGGCCGGUGAUGUGUGCACGGCCAACUGGCCGGCCGCGAUGCACUGGUUCCAGAUGCGCCUGUGGACUCAAGCUCGGCAAAUGGGUUCCAUGGCGGGGAGAAGUAUGGCGGCCGCCAGUGAAGGCGAAUGCGUGUACCAGGAUUUCUGCUUCGAGCUCUUUGGCCACGUAACCACACUUUUCGGAUAUCCUGUUGUCCUGUUGGGACGCUUUAAUGGUCAGGGUUUGGGCAGGGACUACGAAAUUCUGGUGCGCUGCACGAGAAACAAAGAAUACAUCAAGUUUGUGCUUCAGAAUGGCAGACUACGGGGAGCCAUGUUAAUCGGCAACAAUGAUCUCGCAGAGACUUGCGAGAACCUAAUCCUGAACGGCAUCGAUUUGGAGCCCUAUGGCGACGACAUUCUGAAUCCCGACAUUGACAUUGAAGACUAUUUUGAUUAGUUUAUUAUGCGCUAGCUUAGAAUAUUAAAGACUUGUAAAAUAA
This is a messenger RNA of Drosophila santomea, 1532 nucleotides long. RefSeq names its product pyridine nucleotide-disulfide oxidoreductase domain-containing protein 1 (gene Pyroxd1). Bases 53 to 1489 code for a protein of 478 amino acids. Gene Ontology annotation, molecular function: flavin adenine dinucleotide binding; oxidoreductase activity. The transcript has 2 exons. The record is from RefSeq and is a predicted model, not a curated record. NCBI's taxonomy places the organism in Eukaryota, Metazoa, Arthropoda, Insecta, Diptera, Drosophilidae.